AUGUUCGACAAGUACACGUAUGUUCAACGCCACUAUGUAGAAACGUAUAAAAACGAGGAGACAAGUAAAUUUGAUGGCGUCGCAAAAGAACACGCCUCUCAACUUGCUGAACGUAAUGCACGUGCGUUCUUCAAUCAAAAGGACUGGACAAAAAGAGAUUGGGACUGGGUUUCAGGCGUCGCUGAGGUCAAUAACCCAAUGUUUGCAAGACUCCGACUGAUAGCCGCAGAGAAGACCAAGACUACCAUGUACACGCCUCUUCAGCUGUGGAACGAUCACAAGGGUUACCGUAUCCUACAACCGGAAGUACUGGCCGUUGACGAAACACAAAACAUCGGUGUCAUUGUGCCGGACGAGAUCACUGUCAACAACAAGCAUGACACUCAGUAA
Molecule: messenger RNA, 390 nt
Organism: Cooperia oncophora
Lineage: Eukaryota; Metazoa; Nematoda; Chromadorea; Rhabditida; Trichostrongylidae
Source: the annotation of a GenBank genome assembly